AUGGCAUAAAGAAAGAUUAAUAUGGAUUUAAGACAAGAAACUACUCAAGUGUUCUAUAAUUAUUGGAAAUCGGAUAAUUAAUAUAUUUUUUGCAACAUGGUUAACGGUAAUUACGUGUUAUAUGGGGACAGACCGUCCUCAGAUUCAGAGAUUGUUUGCGAUCACGUUCAAACACGCACGGCUGAAAGAAAAACUAAGAGAAAAACAAAUAAAACUACAUCUGCUAAUGAAAGACAUUCACGUAAUGUAGCCGAGCUUGACAAUGAGACAGAUGCCGUUAAAUACGAGAAGAAAAUAAAGGAGCCGAGACUUUUGCGUUACGUUCCAACUACAGAUGUUGAAGAAAACUUUGUCACGGAAAAGUAUGAAACAUACGAUUUGAAACUCGAAGAACCACCAAAAAAGCAUACUUUUACAAAGAAGCCUAAAAAUCCGGCCGAUGGUUCAAUAAAUUACGCUUAUUCGCAUUCCAGUAGCAGCUGCAGCUCACCGAAUUUACCGACGAUAUCUGAGCACGGUGAACAGUAUGGCACUUAUCGGGUCAGAUCUCCGCAACUUCCGAAUGCUAACGAUAUACAGGGUUAUGAUACCAAGCUCGACAAAUACUUCGCUAAGCCGCGAGAAGUGAAGACAUUUGCAGCUAAGGUAGGAUACAACGGUUCACAUCCAGACAGCUUAUAUCGCGUGGCGAAUGACAGUGGCGCCGGUUCAAACCAGUUCGUCCGGGCGUUACGUGUGCUGCGAUGGCCGCUCGCACUCUUCACCGUAUGCGUCGCGCUUGCAGUAUUCGUUUAUUUCCUUAUGCCAGUUAACAUGGACGCUGACUCAGACUCGGUGAAUGCUACAUAUUGGGCAGAAAGUAUUUCAGAGGCUCAAACACAUAAUAAUCGAAACAAAAUGGCUAUCAAACCAACUUUGCAAACAGGAACAGAAAAGUCGCGACCGCCAGGUUCAAACCCACCGGAAAUCGACUUUUAUGAUUCUGACCACAACAACUAUGAUUUAUCUUCUAUAGUUGAUAUAGUAACUGAAAAACUACCGAAAAGAAAACUACCCCUUCCACCCAUAUUUCCUACCCACAUAGCUCCAGAGGUUCAAUAUGGAAAUGAGGAAGCAGAUUCAGAAAGCUCUCGUUCUCCCAAAUUACUCAAGGUUACUACAACUGUGCCUAGUGAUUCUACACUAAAACCACACAUAACUCAGAAACCAGAAAAACCACUUGCUGUUUAUUUUAAAGACGGCAAUGCAAUUACAACUACGAGUACAGAAGGGGUAACAAUAACUGAAAGCAUCACACACGCGGAAUCAUCCAACGAUAUAGCUAAUUAUCUUAAACAACAGGCAAAAAUAAAUAUAAUGAAAUAUUCAAAGCCAGAAAUACAAGUUGAACAAGUUUCUCCAUCUUCUGUGCCUUUACCACAAUUUGAUACUGCAAAAAUGAAGCAACUCUUCGUACCAAAGCCAGACGUUCCUCCUGAAGUGCAAGAAUAUUACAGUCGGCCAGCCGUCAACAGAGAUGUCAAAUUCACCUCAGGUCAUUCAAAACUUUUCGGUAUUUCAAUAGAAGACGCGGAAAAUAUGAAGUCUACUACUCAAAAUUCACUUUAUAACACAAGGGUGUCCCCAACUCUACCAACAUGGCGGGACCGAGAUGAUUCCACAACAAAAAAAUAUCCUAUAAAUGGUAACUUCGAUGUGCCUCAAUGUCGUUCCACACGCCUGCCUCUAUGCCGCGGAGUUCUGCCGUAUGACUUAGCGGGAGCCCCGGCCACCGUUGGCAUGGUGGACGUAACGACCUUGCUACCACAAAUAGAAUAUCUCGUCAGCACUAACUGCAGCUUAAGAGUCAGGCACUUCGCUUGUUCGCUUCUCGAGCCAGAAUGCAGUCCGCCACCAUACUCCCCGAAACUGCCAUGCUAUAACUUUUGCAAAGCGAUCGUCGACAGCUGUGAUGGUAUGUUGCCAACGGAUCUCCAGGCCAUGUUCGCUUGCAAUCAGUACUCUAGUAGCAACUGUGCAACUGCUCGCGCUCCUUGCUUCUCGCGUGAACUUGCAUGUGGAGACGGUUCCUGUGUGCCAAGAGACUGGAUCUGCGACGGAACCAGAGAUUGUCCAGGCGGCGAAGAUGAGAUGCCUUGUUCAGCUUGCGAAAAUAACGAAUAUCGCUGCAGCUCCGGCCUUUGCAUCACAAAGCGAUGGCUUUGCGAUGGAUACGCUGACUGUCCUAGUGGAGAAGAUGAACAAGAAGACUUAUGUCGAAGAAGACUUCGAGCUGAAGGCGGCUACGGAGAGGACGUGGGGGAGCCUGGAGAGGAAUUAGCUGGUUCAGCUCCAGCACCAUCAGUUCGCAAACCGAACAGGCUGCAUGUUCCACAAAAUAGAAACUAUGCUGCACUUCGUAAUGCAGGAGAUACUGACAGCAGUCAGGAAUUACUCAUGACUAGCGACAGCAACAAUGCUUUAAGGCGUAACUUCACACGGCGGCCUUCUUUGUCACGCUUAAGCCCAUAUAAACGUCCUAAACCACUUGAAUUCAAACAUGAUUCAGAAGAAAAUAACGAGAAUGCAAGUGCAGCACCAAUAAUACAUCAACAUCAAAACAGAACUAGAAAACCUAAUUCUAAAAAUGUAAAUAUAAAUGAAGACAAUUUAGAUGAUUCACCAGAAAAUGUUAACUUGGAAGAUCUCGGAUUAUUCGGUGAUGUUGAGAAAGAGAAAAAAGAAGAACAGACGGAGAGAAAGGGACAAAAAAAACAACCAUUCAGGCCAAUGAAUCGAGCGACUGACUUAGUGGAAUCAACUAAGUUAGACAAAACUAUAAAUACACUAGAAAAAGUUAUCGAUGGAGCUGGCAUGUUGAGGAAAGCGGCUCGUGACAACCGCGAAGAAACUGUAGACUCUCCAGAGAGCACCCACACCGCGGACGCGACCGACGGCGCGGCGGGCGCCCACAACAGCGCCCACAACAGCGCCCACGCGUCGCCGUGCCCCAGCGGCGAGCUGCGCUGCGUGGAUGGGCGCUGUAUCACCUUCGCUCAGCUCUGCGAUGGCACCAUCGACUGUUCCGACCACGCCGACGAAGACAACUGCUACACGUGAUUAUAUUAAAGCAAACGUAUAUAGGGUAACUAAGAACACUAUUUAAUUCCAGACCCAAACAUGAACUUUAAAGGAACUUAGACUUUUAAAAUAUUUCUGGCUCUGUAGUGAAGUCGUGCUCAUAAGAAAUAGCAUUAUGUAAUAA
This is a messenger RNA of Vanessa tameamea, 3244 nucleotides long. RefSeq lists its product as uncharacterized. The record is from RefSeq and is a predicted model, not a curated record. The transcript has 9 exons. Gene Ontology annotation, cellular component: plasma membrane. Gene Ontology annotation, molecular function: protein binding. NCBI's taxonomy places the organism in Eukaryota, Metazoa, Arthropoda, Insecta, Lepidoptera, Nymphalidae. The coding region runs from base 97 to 3099 and encodes 1000 amino acids.